Molecule: messenger RNA, 4904 nt
Organism: Pelobates fuscus (common spadefoot toad)
Lineage: Eukaryota; Metazoa; Chordata; Amphibia; Anura; Pelobatidae
Gene: NNT
Product: nicotinamide nucleotide transhydrogenase
Exons: 22
Coding region: 147-3404 (1085 amino acids)
Biological process (GO): proton transmembrane transport; NADPH regeneration
Cellular component (GO): mitochondrial inner membrane
Molecular function (GO): NADP binding
Source: RefSeq, a predicted model, not a curated record
CUCUGCACAGUCUCUUCCGGGGCGCCAAGUGAACUCGCCGGCUGCCUGUGUACUCAGUCCCCCUGCCUGCAGCGGCCGGAGCGGGCCCCCAGCCAAGCGGCUCUGUCAGGACUCAAGUGUGAAACCAAGAAUAAUACUGAUACAUCAUGGCUGCGCUCUUAAGAUCAGUAGCCACCAGCUGCUCGGUUCCCCUCUUCAGCAGUUCCAUUUCACUGAAGGCUCAGACUGUAAAGACACCAUGCCUGCGCAUGUUCCGUACUCACAGAGCCCUGUGGUGCCAGAAGCCAGUGCAACAAGGAAUUCCAUACAAGCAGUUAACUGUAGGAGUCCCCAAGGAGAUUUUCCAGAAUGAGAAACGAGUUGCACUGUCACCUGCUGGAGUACAGGCUCUGGUUAAGCAGGGGUUCAAUGUGGUGGUAGAAGCAGGAGCUGGCGACGCAUCAAAAUUUUCAGAUGACCAAUACAGAGAGGCAGGAGCCACCAUUAAAGGGACCAAUGAAGUAUUUUCUUCAGAUCUGGUCUUGAAGGUACGGGCACCAAUAUUAAAUCCUUUGUUGGGAACCCAUGAAGUGGACCUCUUCAAACCAUCUUCAACGUUAAUCAGUUUUGUAUAUCCAGCGCAAAAUCCUGACCUGUUGAACAAACUCGCUGAGAAAAAAACCACUGUAUUGGCCAUGGACCAGGUGCCACGUGUUACAAUUGCUCAGGGAUAUGAUGCUCUAAGCUCCAUGGCUAACAUUGCUGGCUACAAAGCAGUUGUUUUGGCAGCUAAUAACUUUGGGCGGUUUUUCACUGGACAGAUCACCGCAGCCGGCAAGGUCCCACCAGCCAAGGUUCUCAUCAUCGGUGGUGGCGUUGCUGGUCUGGCUGCAGCGGGAGCUGCUAAGUCCAUGGGGGCAAUUGUCCGCGGGUUUGACACAAGGGCUGCAGCUUUGGAGCAGUUUAAAUCCAUUGGAGCUGAACCUCUGGAGGUGAAUCUGAAGGAAUCUGGAGAAGGCCAGGGGGGUUAUGCAAAAGAAAUGUCAAAAGAGUUUAUUGAAGCAGAGAUGGCACUCUUUGCCAAGCAGUGUCAAGAUGUGGACAUCAUUAUUACUACAGCUCUCAUACCUGGCAAAAAGGCUCCUAUUUUGUUUCGUAAAGACAUGAUUGACUUAAUGAAGGAAGGUUCAGUUGUGGUAGAUCUGGCUUCUGAGGCUGGUGGAAACAUUGAGACUACAAAACCAGGAGAACUGUAUGUUUACAAGGGGAUAACUCAUGUUGGCUACACAGAUUUGCCCAGCAGAAUGGCAACACAGGCAAGCACACUCUACUCCAACAACAUCAUCAAGCUUCUGAAAGCCAUCAGCCCUGACAAGGACUACUUCUACUAUUCAAUAAAGGAUGAGUUUGACUAUGGUACAAUGGAUCAUGUAGUAAGAGGAACAACAGUUAUGAAGGAUGGAAAAGUUAUAUUCCCAGCACCAUCUCCUAAGAAACUCCCAGAAGCAGCCCCCGUGAAACAGAAAACUGUGGCUGAAAUAGAAGCAGAAAGGGUUGCAGCCAUAUCUCCUUUCAGAAAGACCUUAAACAAUGCCACUGCUUACACCGCCGGUCUGACCACUCUCCUAGGUCUUGGCAUUGCCUCCCCCCAUUCUGCUUUUACCCAGAUGGUGACAACCUUUGGUUUGGCUGGAAUUGUGGGUUACCAUACUGUUUGGGGUGUUACACCUGCCCUGCAUUCCCCACUUAUGUCUGUGACCAAUGCCAUUUCAGGUCUGACAGCAGUGGGAGGAAUGGCGCUCAUGGGGGGUAGUUAUCUCCCCACUAACACACAUGAACUCCUCGCUGUGCUCGCUGCAUUUGUGUCUUCCAUUAACAUUGCAGGAGGUUUCCUGGUUACACAGAGAAUGCUCGACAUGUUCAAGCGUCCAACUGACCCUCCCGAGUAUAACUACUUGUAUCUUCUUCCUGGGGGUGUCUUUGUUGGAGGAUAUGCUGCUGCCCUUCAAAGCGGUUAUAACAUUGAGCAGAUGAUAUACCUAGGUUCUGGCCUUUGUUGUGUUGGCGCCCUUGCUGGUCUCUCCACUCAACGAACUGCACGUCUUGGUAACUCCCUGGGUAUGAUGGGAGUCGCUGGAGGUAUUGUUGCCACCCUGGGCGCCCUUAAACCUAGCCCAGAACUGCUUGCACAGAUGUCUGGAGCAUUGGCACUUGGUGGCACUAUAGGUCUGACUAUUGCCAAGCGUAUCCAGAUUUCAGACCUACCACAGCUUGUAGCUGCUUUCCACAGCCUGGUGGGUCUGGCUGCUGUUCUCACCUGCGUUGCAGAGUACAUGAUCGAAUAUCCCCACUUUGCAACAGACCCUGCAGCAAACCUCACAAAGAUCGUGGCAUAUCUGGGUACCUACAUUGGUGGUGUGACAUUCAGUGGCUCCCUCAUUGCAUAUGGGAAGCUGCAGGGUGUUCUUAACUCUGCCCCUCUCCUCCUGCCGGGAAGACACGCCAUGAAUGCUGGUUUGCUAGCUGCUAGUGUUGGGGGCAUGAUCCCUUACAUGUUGGAUCCAAGCUACACAACUGGCCUUACAUGCCUUGGCUCUGUGUCUGCGCUCUCAGCAGUUAUGGGAGUAACACUCACGGCUGCCAUUGGAGGUGCUGACAUGCCUGUUGUUAUCACGGUUUUGAACAGCUACUCUGGAUGGGCUCUGUGUGCUGAAGGAUUCCUGCUAAACAACAACUUGCUGACCAUCGUUGGAGCUCUUAUUGGCUCCUCUGGAGCUAUCCUGUCCUACAUCAUGUGUGUGGCAAUGAACCGAUCCCUUGCAAAUGUUAUCCUUGGGGGUUUUGGAACAACAUCCACCGCUGGAGGCAAGCCCAUGGAAAUCACUGGUACUCACACAGAAAUCAACUUGGAGAAUGCAGUUGAGUUGAUAAAGGAAGCAAACAGCAUUAUCAUCACACCAGGUUAUGGUUUGUGUGCUGCUAAGGCCCAAUAUCCAAUUGCAGACUUGGUGAAGAUAUUAACAGAACAGGGAAAACAUGUUCGGUUUGGCAUCCAUCCUGUUGCUGGCCGUAUGCCUGGUCAACUGAACGUACUCCUGGCUGAAGCUGGUGUGCCAUACGACAUUGUGCUGGAGAUGGAUGAGAUCAAUGAAGAUUUCCCUGAAACCGAUCUUGUCUUGGUGAUUGGUGCCAAUGACACAGUAAACUCUGCAGCUCAAGAAGAUCCCAAUUCAAUCAUCGCUGGAAUGCCAGUUCUGGAAGUGUGGAAGUCUAAGCAGGUUGUCGUAAUGAAGAGAUCACUUGGUGUUGGCUAUGCAGCAGUAGACAAUCCCAUCUUCUACAAGCCCAACACUUCCAUGCUUUUGGGAGAUGCCAAGAAGACCUGUGAUGCCCUCCAAUCUAAAGUUCGGGAAUCCUUCCAGUAAUAGAUGCUUCCUUGUGAUUUUUCUACAAGCUACUUUCUGGCCAGUGUUACAAACACCAUUUUAUAAUAGAACAUAUUAGCCGUUACCCUGGAGCAUGGGUGAUGCAUUGAAUGACUGAAACAAACAGAAUAUGGGAUAUGGAGUUAAAAGCUGCUUGUGCUGGUUUGAAUGAACAAAAUCAAUAGAAUUUCAGAAACAAAAAAUGUAUGGUUCACUAGUUUUUACAUGAAAGCCAUUCUGGCUUGGUAUUUUAUAUAUUUCUACCCAGUUGUAGUAUUAUUCAUCAUGACACACACUAUACAUUUGGUAUAUAGGGUCCUUAAAAAAAGUCCAACCCUGAAAGUGGAGAGCAGUGUUUCUGUAAAAUUUGCUUUUGUUUUGAUUUUAUUUGCAGGUUUAUUUUUGCCAAACCAAUCACAUUUCCAAAUUUCCUGAUACUUUUAUUUUCUUUUUCUUCCCCAUCUUCAAGCAUCACGCGUCAGCUCUUUUAACAAUUCCUUGCAUUACCUACUUGAAGUACAAUUUAGACUGCUCACCCGGUUAUCCAUAUUGUAUUAAUGUGAUAUCAUACUUGUAUUCCAUGAGAUCACGCAAGUAUCAGAUAUACUAUUCAUUCUGAAGACUCUGGAACAAAACAUUUGCAUCAACCUUUUAAUGAAAUCCAGCUAUUAUACGGGAAGAAACAAAACCGUUAGACAUAUUUUCCGAUCAGGUUUUUGAAUAUGUAAUCUGAUCCAAACUCUCUUCAAAAUGUAUUAUUUUGAAGCUGCUUGUUCAAACACCUAAGCGUGUUCCAAAAUUGAAAUCAUGAAGCAAAGUGUUUUAAAAUGUUGUAUUAAUGAGGUGGAGCACAUACAUCCGCUAAUUAGCAAUCUUUCUAUUGUUCUGUAAUCCAUAAAUAGGACAAUCAAGCAAAAGUUACUUUCUACAUAACCCAGAAAGUCCAAAUAAAAGUUGACUUUUAAAUAUCUCACAACCUUAGUUAGUGCAGAGUCCGUAAUCGAUAUUGGAUUUUGAACGAAAACCAGAAGUGCUUAAAGAACUGACACGACUCGACUGAUCUUGUUACAGAUAUUUUGCGCGUCAGGAGUAUUUUGCAGUAAACCUAGUCAAUCAAAACUAAAAUACAUAAUUUAUUUAAUACCUUACUACAGUCUUAGUCCUUUCAUUGUGACACAGAAAAGAAAUGUGAAUUUGAUAGCUGUAUGAACAAUAUCAGAAGAUUGCCUACCUAAAUGUGAACACUGUCCAGUUUAUGAUUAUUUCAGUGUAUUCGUGCCAGCAAAUGCAAAACCUUUGCAUAGACUGUUAGUGAACUAUGUAGAUACAAAUGUAUUUAACUUCUCAGGUCCUUACUUUUAAGAUAUAUAGUAUACUUUAUACUAUAAUAAAGACAAUAAUAAACUAUUCAGGCUAUCCGUUUAAUAAGCUUUUGUUUUCUUGUAUAGGAUUAAAAAUAUAAUAUUGUGCAGUCAGAAUCUGGCUGGAUUAUUCUUUUUU